Penicillium olsonii is the source of this 912-nucleotide messenger RNA. Lineage: Eukaryota; Fungi; Ascomycota; Eurotiomycetes; Eurotiales; Aspergillaceae. The record is from the annotation of a GenBank genome assembly.
AUGUCCAAACAGCCAGAAACCCCCGUGUCGAGAUAUCGAGCUUCGAAAGCAUCAGCUUUCACACCUCAAUCUCGCCGGAUUCCCCGCGAAAGAAAAGACCGCCAGAUAAGUUCCGGGUCUGGCUCCGGCUCCAGCUCCAUCGGUAAGACUCGACCAGAGCGUCGCAGACUCGACAAACCACCAGACGUAACCUCCCCCUCCAACUCCCCAAUCGUAAUGCUCCGCGUAGGCCCCGAAAAGCGACUCUUUGCAGCCCACGAAGCCAUCCUCACCACAUCCUCAUUCUUCGCUUCCCACUGCGCAUCACAAACGCCCAGCCCAUCCGCUCGGCGGCCCCGCCCACCCCUCCAACCACCAGGAAAGCGCAUCGACCUCCCAGACGAACAACCAGAGGUCCUAUCCUGCGUUCUUGAAUUCCUCUAUAAAGGCGACUACUACCCCCGUCUCCGGCACAACAGUCGAACCCGUACCUGGGAACUGGAAGACACAGGCGUCGAGACAGCCGGGGAAUUGAGCCAGGCUACGUCAACAGUAUUCCACCACCAGGUUGGCGGGAUGAUUCUACGAGACACGGCUAUAUACUGCGCAGCGGAGAAAUAUAACCUUCCCCAUCUGCAGCGUCUGGCGCUCCGCAAACAGGGCUUGCAUACGGGCAUUCAAUGUAGUACUAUCCUGGCGAGUGCGCGGUAUGCGUAUGCCAAUACGCCUGACACGGAAUCGAAGCUGAGGGCGCAUUACCUUGCGCUGAUUGUGAGGUCGAGGUCGACGUUCAUGAGGAGUGGGACUAUGCAGGCGGAGAUGGAGAAGGGGGGGAAGUUCUUUUUUGAUCUUUUUGUUGCGAUGUGUAAUCAUAUGGAUGACUAUGUUCCCCAUGGCUCGGUGAGUAGCUCGGCGAGCACGGUUCACCCUUAG